Sparassis crispa is the source of this 1269-nucleotide messenger RNA. RefSeq lists its product as hypothetical. Bases 1 to 1269 code for a protein of 422 amino acids. Lineage: Eukaryota; Fungi; Basidiomycota; Agaricomycetes; Polyporales; Sparassidaceae. The record is from RefSeq and is a predicted model, not a curated record. The transcript has 4 exons.
AUGGCUCCGACGGGAACUGUUGAAGAGGCGGAGAACGUUGUGGAGCCAAUGUUUACGAACAAUGUUCUGCACAUCGAUCUCGUGUGCGAUGUUAUCUUCUCCUGCUGCAAUCCGAUAUCUCUUCUACGAGUGGCGCUAACCUGCCGCCAAGCUCGCGCCGCAAUCAGUUCCUACAUGCACUACGCAUUUAAUAUCAAUAGACAUCUCAUGCGCUUCUUCCCGGACCCAUGCGCGUUCCGCUCUCUGCAAGCGCGUACGGGCACCAUCAUCUCUGGAUCGAUGGCGCUACAGUUCUUCGAUAGAUCCUUCUACCCUUCCUCCGACCUUGAUCUCUACACCCAUAUGUGCCACCGCCGCGAGGUGGGGGAAUGGCUGAUCAAAUCUGGAUACAAGUUUGCACCCACCCGGCGACAGCAGCCAACGUUCGAACAAAGUAUCGACGAUCUAGGUCUCAGAGCGUCUAACGUAUAUGGCCUGCCGGGUGUCUGCUGUAUCUUCGAUUUCACUAAGCGCAUCGCGGGUCGCCAGGAGCUCAAGGUGCAGCUGAUUGUAGCGCUCCACAACCCGAUAGAGGUCAUACUUGGCUUCCACUCCACAUGUGUAAUGAACGCGAUAAGCUUUGAAAAGGCAUACUGUCUCUUCCCGCGUGCAACUCUUGAGGAGCGUCACUCGCUCAUCAGCUCCACUCAGGCAGGCGCCUCGCGCUGGCGUGCACAGGGUAUUGCCAAGUACAGGAAGCGCGGCUGGAGGAUGCACUACAAGCUCCCAAUUUCAGAGGAUCAAAGAAAUAGGCUUUUUGGUUGCGGAUGGCGCUGGAUCGACGACGAGAAGAGCUGGGUAAUACCUCUUGACACCACUGGCAUCGAGCCCCCGCCUUCAGCGAACCUGAGCUCUCUACCGAUGCAGCACGAUCCGAUCUCUCUGUCCAAUUGGAAGAUCUUGUAUAACAAAGGGAGUGGGGCGAUUAUGCUGUUUACGAGCAUGAAGGAUGAGUUGCUGCGAUAUGAGUACAUGCUCACCGAUCGGGAUCUGCAGCUCUACAUCAACCAGGUUCUGUCCAUGAAAAAAAGAGAGGAGCAGUGCAAGAAGCAACUGCUUCUGGACUCGGAAGACAGUACGUUGUGCGACGAGCAGAUGGCGGAACUGGUUCAGGUGUGGAUGUUGGCACAGCGGGAGGAAGUCGCAUCUUCCGGGCCCCCGGCCGCCGGAGUCUAUUCCAACCAUCUGCCUAGAUUGGGGCUACCUACAGUGCAGUGCAGCAUCGCGUGA